UAUGUAACAUUUGCAUAUAUCGCGCCUUCUUGGUUUACUUCCACAAUGCCCACUUGUCUUGUGAGCGUUGCCAAUUUAGAAACUUUGUCGCUAUAUUAAGCGAGUUUUCAGACCCCUCCAGCGACGUUUAUUGGUAAAGGAUUCCAGCGACAAAUUCAGAUUUUCUUUUUCAGGCUGCCUUUGGGGUUUUGACGCAGAGGGUGUCUAUGAUUUUAACAGCAUUUAGCGACUUUUCCCACUCAAUUCUACCGCAAACAACAGUGGUUGAAGGUGCAGGCUACUUGUGCAACAUUAGUCACAUCAACGACGCACCCACAUGCCGCGUUCACGUACUAGUUGAAACCAGGAAACUGACAUUUCCUGGUUGCACGCGUGUAUAACUUCAACCUAUUAGCAAGUCGGACAUUUCAGAGUUUCUUAGUUCCAACUAGCACUUGAACGCGGCAAUAAUCAAGAGAGGCACAACGUGCGGCGGAAAAGGGCGAAAACGCGACGUGGAGACCGCAGUUGUGCCGCAUCAAGCCAAAUUCAUGAUGUGACGCCGUCGCGGAAACGGUAAAACGUAAUCUAGCGUCUUCUAGCGACAAAUCAAGGAGCCAAUAGCUGUAAUCACUGAAAAAAGUCGUCAACCCUGCACGGUGUCAACGUGCUUUUCAUGGUAGGAUCGCGUAGUAAACAGAGGCAGAGGUCCGAGUGGAGCUCAUUACUACUGAAGAAAUCUAUGCACAUUUCACAAGGAAACGCUGUUCGUUGAAUGAAGCUUUACGGACGAGAAAAUAAUAUGCAUACGUUUAGAUGGUUAGCGGACCAGUUACAUUUUUAGAAUACAAAAGAAGUUCGACAUCAAGAUAGUAUCCCCUCUUGCAUAGCUAUAGAUAGCGUCUGUCCAUUUUUCACUGUGUGAAACGUGUUUUUUUUAAAUGCGUUUCUCACAUUAUGCUGCUGGUUUGCAAAUCUAGGACAACGUUAUCUCGAGGAACAAUAAAUCAGCAAUUUUUUAUCCAUGGUGUUUGCAAGUUGUAAAGAGAUGGAUGGUAUCGGGAACACAAUGCAGAAGAAGGCUGCGGAGCUCGAGCGCAUGGCCGAGGUUCUCGUCACCGGAGAGCAGUUGAGGCUGCGUCUCCAUGAAGGGAAGGUGGUUAAGGACCGCAGGCAUCACCUGAGGACGUAUCCCAACUGCUUUGUGGCCAAGGAGCUGAUCGACUGGCUGCUGGAGCACAAGGAGGCGUCGGACAGAGACACGGCCAUCAAGAUCAUGCAGAAACUCCUGGAUCAAAGCAUCAUCCAUCACGUUUGUGACGAGCACAAGGAGUUCAAAGACAUGAAACUGUUCUAUCGCUUCAGGAAAGACGACGGGACGUUUCCGCUGGACAACGAAGCCAAGGUCUUCAUGAGGGGACAACGGAUAUAUGAAAAGCUGAUGAUGAACACGGAGACGUCCAUCCUAGCGACUCGGGAAGAAGAGGGUGAGUCGUUUGAACGGACGCUGGUGGCCUCGGAGCUUGUUGAUUGGCUGCUGGCGGAGGGAGAGAUGGCGACCCGAGAGGAGGCGGAGCAUCUUGGACGGAGGCUUCUAGAACACGGGAUCAUGCAGCAUGUGACCAACAAGCACCACUUUGUGGAUGGAGGGCUGCUGUACCAGUUCAGACUGAACUUCAGAAGGAGACGACGUCUGAUGGAGCUGCUGAACGAGCGCUGUCGCACCAUCCCAGAGAGCCAUGACAGCCCCUUCUGUCUCCGCAAACAGAACCCAGAGGGAAGCAACACCAGCUUCCUAUCUGUGAGUCCUACUAAAGAGAUCAAGAUGAUAGUGGGUAUCCGUCGUAGCAGCAUGAGCAGCAGCUGUGGCAGCAGUGGUUACUAUAGCAGCAGUCCCACCCUCAGUAGCAGCCCCCCGGUGCUCUGUAACCCAAAGUCAGUGUUGAAGAGACAAGUGAGUCCUGAGGAGCUGCAGACCCCAGGAGGCCCUUACAUAAAGAAGACAUUCACAAUCGUGGGGGAUGCGGUGGGCUGGGGCUUCGUGGUGCGAGGCAGUAAGCCCUGCCACAUCCAGGCUGUCGACCCCAGUGGUCCCGCAGCAGCAGCUGGGAUGAAGGUGUGUCAGUUUGUGGUCUCGGUCAACGGGCUAAACGUGCUGUCUCUGGACUACAGGACAGUCAGUAACCUCAUCCUGACCGGGCCCAGGACCGUUGUCAUGGAAGUCAUGGAGGAAGCAGAUUACUGAAGAGGCAGGCGAUCACGUGGCAGGGGGUGUGGCUGAGCAGAGUAGACCCAAGGCAGACUCUAAAGACACCAUAGAGAUAGAAGUGCCUUUAUGGAACUCUGUGGGAAACUCUCUCUGGGCUUCUAACUCAAUGGGAAACUCUCUCUGGGCUUCUAACUCAAUGGGAACCUCUCUAGGCUUCUAACUCAAUGGGAAACUCUCUCUGGGCUUCUAACUCUAUGGGAAACUCUCUCUGGGCUUCUAACUCUAUGGGAAACUCUCUAUGGGCUUCUAACUCUAUGGGAAACUCUCUAUGGGCUUCUAACUCUAUGGGAAACUCUCUCUGGGCUUCUAACUCUAUGGGAAACUCUCUCUGGGCUUCUAACUCUAUGGGAAACUCUCUCUGGGCUUCUAACUCUAUGGGAAACUCUCUCUGGGCUUCUAACUCUAUGGGAAACUCUCUCUGGGCUUCUAACUCUAUGGGAAACUCUCUCUGGGCUUCUAACUCUAUGGGAAACUCUCUCUGGGCUUCUAACUCUAUGGGAAACUCUCUCUGGGCUUCUAACUCUAUGGGAAACUCUCUCUGGCCUUCUAAUUCUAUGGGAAGACUCAAGCUCUGCCAGCCACCACCCACGUCUCUUUCCUAUUGGACGCUGCUUCCCUCUGAUGGCCGCCAAUAGAACUGCUUUGAGAAGAGAGAUGGACAUUAGUUACUCUGUUAGAUACACACAUCUAGUCAUUGGUCUCCUGUCUCAUCUGUCUAGUUGAUGUUGAGACAUCAGAUGGACCCUGAUAACAUAACAGCCCCCUGCUCCUUGAUUUAGGGGACUGUGCCCUGCUGUCCCCUUCUGGUUUCUCACUGUCUCCUGUGGUCUGUGUUUUCUUUAUGUAUUGAUGGUACUACCUACCCAUGUGUGAAGCUGUUUGGGGAGAGACAGUUCUGGACCUGUCUAGAUCUGUCUGUCUUUCUCUAUCCCGGGAUGAGAUGUGGUGAAGUUGAAGACAGGCCUGAAGGAGACGGGCGGCAUAUCAUUCGGGACAGGCCUGAAGGAGACGGGCGGCAUAUAAUUCGGGACAGGCCUGAAGGAGACGGGCAGCAUAUCAUUCGGGACAGGCCUGAAGGAGACGGGCAGCAUAUCAUUCGGGACAGGCCUGAAGGAGACAGGCAGCAGAUCAUUUCGGGACAGGCCUGAAGGAGACAGGCAGCAUAUCAUUUGGGACAGGCCUGAAGGAGACAGGCAGCAUAUAAUUUCGGGACAGGCCUGAAGGAGACAGGCAGCAUAUCAUUUCGGGACAGGCCUGAAGGAGACGGGCAGCAUAUCAUUUCGGGACAGGCCUGAAGGAGACAGGCAGCAUAUCAUUUCGGGACAGGCCUGAAGGAGACAGGCAGCAUAUCAUUAGGGACAGGCCUGAAGGAGGCAGGCAGCAUAUCAUUCGGGACAGGCCUGAAGGAGACAGGCAGCAUAUCAUUCGGGACAGGCCUGAAGGGGAGAGAGACGGCAUGUCAUUCAGGACAGGCCUGAAGGAGACAGGCGGCAUAUCAUUCGGGACAGGCCUGAAGGAGACAGACAGCAUAUCAUUAGGGACAGGAGUGUGAGGCAUUAACAAGUGACUGUUCAAUCCUCUGGGCCACAUGAUGCAAACCACGUCCAACUAAUCCAGAGCUGUUUGGACGUGUGACACAGAUACCAGCCUGGUUCCACUGUGCCGUUGGCUAGAGAUCACUCACUAUACAUUGUGGCAGUUGUGUGAAGUUGGCCUUAGUUUAACCAAGCAAACAGGGUUGUAAUAUUGUUCAUGUUUAUGCAGGACUAAUUGUUGUUGAUGAUUUGUCUUUUCACUUAGGGCGAGUUUCCCGGACAACAAAUCCUGGACUAAAAAAUCUAAAUCAAUAGAUAUUCUCCAUUUGAAAGUCCAAGAUUAUUCUUUGUUCAGGAAACCGUCCUUUUGAAGACAAAGUAGGUAGCUACUGGCUAGUUAAUGAGGUAACACUUGACUGGAUGGUUCUACUGUCUGUAGGCCUGAAUAUCAUGAUUAUAAUUACCACAUAAAGGAUAGGACUCGAUAUGUAGACCUAAAGGAUAUGUAGACCUAAAGGAUAUGUAGACCUAAAGGAUAUGUAGACCUAAAGGAUAUGUAGACCUAAAGGAUAUGUAGACCUGAAGGAUAUGUAGACCUGAAGGAUAUGUAGACCUAAAGGAUAUGUAGACCUAAAGGAUAUGUAGACCUAAAGGAUAUGUAGACCUAAAGGAUAUGUAGACCUAAAGGAUAUGUAGACCUAAAGGAUAUGUAGACCUAAAGGAUAUGUAGACCUGAAGGAUAUGUAGACCUAAAGGUUGCGCCUGUAACAACUACCUUCACUCUGUCAUGACACAACGAACUAUUACCCAUCAGGCCCCUUUCCCAGACAUGCAUUUUGCUUCGUCUUGGACUAGAAAGCAAGCUGAAGGGAGAAUCUCCCGUUGAAAGAGCUUUUUGGUCCAGGGAAUCUGCUCAUGGUGAUAUAAAUGGGGUGGUUUGCAUAGUUUUCUAAGAUUUAUAAUGUGUAAUGACCGUGAUGAGUCUGUUUCUUUAGCUCCGGCAUUGAGGCCUAUGAUGACACCCACCUGUUACCAAUAGCCGAAUGUGGAUGUCUUAUAUCCACUAUAGUCCCUAGUCUUUCAGAAGUGGCAUGUUCCACACUACCGUCAAUUCUAUAAUAUAUGGAUAUGUUAAUAUAUAUAUAUAUAUAUAUUUAAUGUAGAUCUGUGUAUGGAUGUAGGCUGACUAAGGCACUUUAAAAAUGAAAAUAACUGCAUCAGUUUGUUUUCUAGUUAAAAUGUCAGAAAAUGGAUAGUGUGUUAAGACGUCACGAUACUGUACCAUCCUGAAACAUAAACACAUGAUGAUCAACCCUUUCUAUUCGCCAUCAGACCCGGUUCUACUUGUAUUUAAGAAGGAGAAAGGGGUUUUAUUUCGGUAGCUAGCUGUGAAUUUAAAGUAGAAGAACUAUUGGUGGCACGAGAGAAACAAUCUAUGGCAGUAUUUAAUAACAGAGUCAUCUGUAGCUCAGUGUACCAGGGUCAACUGUGGUCUUAUGACAUCAAUUCCUGGUCAGAUAAAGUAGCCUAGGUUCAUUGUAAGAUUUAAUAAUAAAAUAAUAGCAGUACAAGCUCUAUGUUCAUCUUUCUUCGAUAUGCAGUGUUGUUGUUUACCAUAAUGUCAAGCCUCAAAUCAUCAGGUUUGAUUUUAGAUUUUUUUUUUUAAAACAGUCACUUUUUGACAAGCUAGGAUUCUGUCUCUUUUUAUAAUGUGCUUACGUGUGUAAAGCAACUAAAUGCAUCAUACACUUACAUAGUUUCUUGAAUGUAGUGCUUGCUAACGAUCCAGGGUUCUUUUUUCAGGACUGAUAUAUCAAUGGUUAAGCUCUCACUAUGAACAUUAGACAUCAGUGAUUGGGUGAAUGGUUGCUCUCACUAUGAACAUUAGGCAUCAGUGAUUGGGUGAAUGGCUGUUCUCACUAUGAACAUUAGACAUCAGUGAUUGGGUGAAUGGCUGCUCUCACUAAGAACAUUAGACAUCAGUGAUUGGGUGAAUGGCUGCUCUCACUAAGAACAUUAGACAUCAGUGAUUGGGUGAAUGGCUGCUCUCACUAAGAACAUUAGACAUCAGUGAUUGGGUGAAUGGCUGCUCUCACUAAGAACCUUAGACAUCAGUGAUUGGGUGAAUGGCUGCUCUCACUAAGAACAUUAGACAUCAGUGAUUGGGUGAAUGGCUGCUCUCACUAAGAACAUUAGACAUCAGUGAUUGGGUGACCCACUGCAAUGCAUGAGGUUUUCGUGGUAUGUUGGUUUUACACAUUUCUACUCCACCACCUAGUUUCAUGUUAGUCCUGUAAUGAAUUAUUGGUUCUGCCAUACUAGGAAAGGCUUGUGUUGUUUGGUUAAGCAAGAACUUAGAGAAAUUCACAUUACAAUGAGUCAUUUUAAUACUUCAGCUGUUUUUGGUUCCACUUUACUGAAAGCAUCCAGGGUAAAACGCAUGAUAACGUGUUAUUACCAUGAGCCUUUUAUAAUGUCUUAUCAGGCUUAUAAAAAUGCUUAUCCUGUAUUAACACCUGUGUGUUUUAAACAGACACAAUGACCAGAAAGAGCUGGAAAUCCAGUCACUAUUGGAACUUCUUAAAUGUGCCAUGUUAUACAUCUUGAAACAUUUGCCUUAACUUUUUGUGAUUUUGCUGCACGUCUUCUUUUCAGUUGGUGGUCGUUUUUAAUAUUUGAAUAUCUUCUCCUUAAUUAAAGGGUUCACUAUGCAAUCCUCUUCCUGAUCUGUCUUACUAUAUUAACCUUCUGCUGAUUAUUUUACAGACUGGACAUCUUUUAUUUUAUUCUUGACAAUCAGUGUUUUCUUGAUACACAAGGUCUGAGUUUCCAAAUGUUAGUGCACUACUUUGGACCAGGGCCCAGUGGUGGGGGUGGGGGGGGUUAUAUCACUAUAUAGGGAAUAGAAUGCCAUUUGGGACGCUACGGAGAUCUGAACAGCACAAUGACCUGACGGCAGUACGGAUAGAGAUACAACCUGCCACGUACUCUCUGCUUCAUAGAAGGUUUUACUAAUGGUAAUGAAUCUAUGACUUUUUGAUUAAAAAAUAUUUAAAAAAUCUGUUUAUUUUUACCAAUCAGUCAGCAGCUCAUUUUAAAGGGAUUCAUUCAUCUACAGAUCAUUAUGUUCCUAAAAUAAUCUAUGUACAUUAAAUGAUCUAGAUUACACUCUGGGCUCACCAAGUGACUAUAUAAAGGCUCUAAUAGCAGUUUGUGUACAUACAUUUUAUAAAAUACAUUGUGUGGAUGAAUGAAUGUCAGGAUAAUGAAAAUAAAUAAGUUCACGUCUGGCAUCACAUCUGGCAUCACGUCUGUGUUGUGCAAUGCAGCUAAAGGCAUAAAGUUCAUAUGUAAAGUUCACAAUGUAAAGUUCAUAUGUGUUUUAAUAAACAUACUGGUUUGGUUCAA
Messenger RNA from Oncorhynchus mykiss (rainbow trout), 7191 nucleotides. The record is from RefSeq and is a predicted model, not a curated record. NCBI's taxonomy places the organism in Eukaryota, Metazoa, Chordata, Actinopteri, Salmoniformes, Salmonidae.